Messenger RNA from Adineta ricciae, 291 nucleotides. The record is from the annotation of a GenBank genome assembly. Lineage: Eukaryota; Metazoa; Rotifera; Eurotatoria; Adinetida; Adinetidae.
AUGAUUAUUAAGGCAUAUCAACAAUGGGCGAAGGUUCAUAAGAAUGUUGAUAAGAAACUUCCUGGUUUAACGAAAUAUUCUGCGGAACAAAUGUUCUUUCUUAACUUUGGUCAUGUAUGGUGUACGAAAAUGACAGAUGAAUCUAUACUUUCUUAUCUAAUUUCGGAUAAACAUUCACCUGAACGAUUCAGAGUAAAUGGUCCAACUUCGAAUUUUGUAGAGUUUGAUCGAGUAUUUGGCUGCAAGCCAGGUCAAGGCAAUAGCCGAGUGAACAAAUGUAACGUGUGGUAA